Messenger RNA from Drosophila novamexicana, 994 nucleotides. RefSeq lists its product as uncharacterized. The record is from RefSeq and is a predicted model, not a curated record. Bases 203 to 943 code for a protein of 246 amino acids. The transcript is spliced from 2 exons. Lineage: Eukaryota; Metazoa; Arthropoda; Insecta; Diptera; Drosophilidae.
UUGACUUAGCAAACUACUUGAAAUGUAAAAAUGUUCGAGCGGCAACUGGAAAGUAAAACUUGCAGCAACUUUGAAGGCACACUUUAUCGCAAUCGCAGCAACGGCAGCGUUUAUACCUCUUCGGGAGCUGAGCCCCAAGCGCUUGCGCAAUCGCCACACGCAUCAGAAACGCCUCAGCGGCAGUCUGGACCAGAUUGAGGAUAUGGGCGAUGUGUCUGGUGGCAGUUCCUGUAAUACAGCGGGCAGCGGUUGCAACGAAGCUGGCGGCGACUUAAACAGCAUGAAAUGCGGCGCCAAUAGCGAUAGCUUUAUGGGCCACCCCAGUCCCAAGCAGACCGCCACGAACAUAGCCCAAAAGGCCGCGCACGAGGCGGAGCAGGCCUACGGCACACAGCAGUCCGCCGCGGCGGAGGUGUCGCACAUGGUUAAGAAACAGCUGGCGGAUAGGGCAUAUGCCGCUGCCAAGGCGGCCGAAGCGGCGCUUUCGGGCAAGCAACAGAUUGUCGAGCAGCUGGAGGCGGAGAUAAGCGAUGCUGAGUCGGUCAUGCAGCAGGCGACAGACUCAAUUGCCAGCUCUCAGAAUAAUCUGCAUGCAGCUCACAAUUCGGCCAAAAAGGCGCAUCAGCUAUUUCUGGCCAUGGAGGCUAUCAUGAAGCUUGCCAAGGAAAAUCUGUGCCAAGCCAAAAACGCGGCCACCGGUGCCCAGCAGGAGUUCGACGAUAAGGCGCAGCUCAUGGAAACGGCGCAGUGUCGCAUCGACACGCUCAAGAAGCGGCUUUGCGAGUCCCGCAGAGAUCUGCAAAAUAUCAAAAAGUCUGCCUACAAAGCGGUCUGUGCCGCUGCCGAGGCACGCAAAAAGGCCUCCAGAGAACGGCGCACGGCAGUCCGAAGGGGUCGCAGAAAACGACGAAUACAACACGAAGAGGCAGUUGCAUCUCAGUGAAAGCAUUUCAUUUUAUUUCUAUUUUCUAAUGACACGCGUCUUAAAUAAAAC